CGCAAAAAGGCGGAACGCACAGCUCGGCUUCCGCGCGAGGCCGGACCGCGUCCGCUGCUGUCCUGGUCCCCCAGUCGGCCGCGGCGGCGUGCGGCGGCGGCGGCGUCACCAUGUACGCGGUCUACAAGCAGGCGCACCCUCCCACCGGCCUCGAGUUCGCGAUGUACUGCAACUUCUUCAACAACAGCGAGCGCAACCUGGUGGUGGCCGGGACCUCGCAGCUCUACGUCUACCGCCUGAACCGCGACGCCGAGGCCCUGACCAAGAAUGACAGGAGCACAGAGGGGAAGGCCCACCGCGAGAAGCUGGAGCUGGUGGCCUCCUUCUCCUUCUUUGGCAACGUCAUGUCCAUGGCCAGCGUGCAGCUGGCAGGAGCCAAGCGUGACGCCCUACUGCUCAGCUUCAAGGAUGCUAAGCUGUCGGUGGUGGAGUAUGACCCUGGCACCCACGAUCUGAAGACCCUGUCCUUGCACUACUUUGAGGAGCCUGAGCUUCGGGACGGCUUUGUGCAGAACGUGCACACACCUCGAGUGCGGGUGGACCCCGACGGGCGCUGUGCAGCCAUGCUCAUCUACGGCACCCGGCUGGUGGUGCUGCCCUUCCGCAGGGAGAGCCUGGCCGAGGAGCAUGAGGGGCUCGUGGGUGAGGGGCAGAGGUCCAGCUUCCUGCCUAGCUAUAUCAUCGAUGUGCGGGCCCUGGACGAGAAGCUGCUCAACAUCAUUGACCUGCAGUUCCUGCAUGGCUAUUACGAGCCCACCCUGCUCAUCCUGUUCGAGCCCAACCAGACUUGGCCCGGGCGGGUGGCAGUGCGACAGGACACCUGUUCCAUUGUGGCCAUCUCACUGAACAUCACGCAGAAGGUCCACCCUGUCAUCUGGUCCCUCACCAGCCUGCCUUUUGACUGCACCCAGGCCCUGGCUGUGCCCAAGCCCAUAGGUGGGGUCGUGGUCUUUGCUGUCAACUCGCUGCUGUACCUGAACCAGAGUGUCCCCCCAUAUGGCGUGGCUCUCAACAGCCUCACUAUGGGCACCACUGCCUUCCCACUGCGCACUCAGGAGGGCGUACGGAUCACCCUGGACUGCGCCCAGGCCGCCUUCAUUUCCUAUGACAAGAUGGUCAUUUCCCUCAAGGGUGGCGAGAUCUAUGUGCUGACACUCGUCACAGACGGCAUGCGCAGCGUCCGUGCCUUCCACUUUGACAAGGCAGCCGCCAGUGUCCUCACCACCAGUAUGGUCACCAUGGAGCCUGGGUACCUGUUCCUGGGCUCGCGCCUGGGCAAUUCCCUCCUCCUCAAGUACACAGAGAAGCUGCAGGAGCCCCCAGCCAGUGCUGUCCGCGAGGCUGCUGACAAGGAAGAGCCUCCCUCCAAGAAGAAGCGGGUGGACCCCACAGUGGGCUGGUCAGGGGGCAAGUCCGUGCCACAGGACGAGGUGGACGAGAUUGAAGUGUACGGCAGUGAGGCCCAGUCAGGCACACAGCUGGCCACCUACUCCUUUGAGGUGUGUGACAGCAUGCUCAACAUCGGACCCUGCGCCAAUGCUGCUGUGGGCGAGCCCGCCUUCCUCUCCGAAGAGUUUCAGAACAGCCCUGAGCCAGACCUGGAGAUUGUGGUUUGCUCCGGCUACGGGAAGAACGGGGCCCUAUCGGUGCUGCAGAAGAGUAUCCGGCCCCAGGUAGUGACAACCUUUGAACUUCCUGGCUGCUAUGACAUGUGGACAGUCAUUGCCCCUGUGCGCAAGGAGGAGGAGGAGGCACCUAAGGCAGAGGGCCCAGAGCAGGAGCCGAGCACCCCUGAAGCAGAAGAUGAUGGCCGAAGACAUGGCUUCCUCAUUCUGAGCCGGGAAGACUCAACAAUGAUCCUUCAGACUGGCCAGGAGAUCAUGGAACUGGACACCAGUGGCUUUGCCACACAGGGCCCCACGGUUUUUGCUGGAAACAUUGGGGACAAUCGCUACAUUGUCCAAGUGUCACCACUGGGCAUCCGCUUGCUAGAAGGAGUGAAUCAGCUGCACUUCAUCCCUGUGGACCUGGGUGCCCCCAUCGUGCAGUGCGCUGUGGCCGACCCCUAUGUGGUCAUCAUGAGCGCCGAGGGCCAUGUUACCAUGUUCCUGCUCAAGAGUGAUUCGUAUGGUGGCCGCCACCACCGCCUGGCACUGCACAAGCCCCCACUGCACCAUCAGUCCAAGGUGAUCACACUCUGCCUGUAUCGUGAUGUCAGCGGCAUGUUCACCACCGAGAGCCGCCUGAGUGGGGCCCGUGAUGAGAUGGGGGGCCGCAGCGGUUCAGAGGCCGAGGGACUGGGCUCAGAGACCAGCCCUACAGUGGAUGACGAGGAGGAGAUGCUCUAUGGGGACUCAGGCUCCCUCUUCAGCCCCAGCAAAGAGGAGGCCCGGAGGAGCAGCCAGCCCCCUGCUGACCGAGACCCUGCACCCUUUCGGGCAGAGCCCACCCACUGGUGCCUGCUGGUGCGAGAGAACGGCACCAUGGAGAUCUACCAGCUUCCAGACUGGCGGCUGGUGUUCCUGGUGAAGAACUUCCCUGUGGGGCAGCGGGUCCUGGUGGACAGCUCCUUUGGACAGCCUACCACGCAGGGUGAGGCCCGCAAGGAAGAGGCCACGCGCCAGGGCGAGCUGCCCCUGGUCAAGGAGGUGCUGCUGGUUGCUCUGGGGAGUCGCCAGAGCAGGCCCUACCUGCUGGUGCAUGUGGACCAGGAGCUGCUUAUCUAUGAGGCUUUUCCCCAUGACUCUCAGCUUGGCCAGGGCAAUCUCAAAGUUCGCUUCAAGAAGGUCCCCCACAACAUCAAUUUCCGUGAAAAGAAGGCAAAACCCUCCAAGAAGAAGGCAGAAGGUGGCAGUGUGGAGGAGGGGUCUGGGGCCCGGGGACGCGUGGCACGUUUCCGCUACUUCGAGGACAUUUAUGGCUAUUCUGGGGUGUUCAUCUGUGGCCCCUCACCCCACUGGCUCCUAGUGACUGGCCGGGGGGCUCUGCGGCUGCACCCCAUGGGCAUCGAUGGCCCCAUCGACUCCUUCGCCCCAUUCCACAAUGUCAAUUGUCCCCGAGGCUUUCUGUAUUUCAACAGACAGGGUGAGCUGCGGAUCAGUGUCCUGCCUGCCUACUUGUCCUACGAUGCCCCAUGGCCCGUCAGGAAGAUCCCACUGCGCUGCACGGCUCACUAUGUGGCUUACCAUGUGGAGUCCAAGGUGUACGCCGUGGCCACCAGCACCAAUACACCCUGCACCCGCAUCCCGCGCAUGACUGGUGAGGAAAAGGAGUUUGAGGCCAUUGAGAGAGAUGACAGGUACAUCCACCCCCAACAGGAGGCCUUCUCCAUCCAGCUCAUCUCCCCAGUCAGCUGGGAGGCCAUUCCCAAUGCCAGAAUUGAGCUGGAGGAAUGGGAACACGUCACAUGCAUGAAGACAGUGUCGCUGCGCAGUGAGGAGACUGUGUCGGGCCUCAAGGGCUAUGUGGCUGCUGGGACCUGCCUCAUGCAGGGAGAGGAGGUCACGUGCCGCGGGCGGAUCCUCAUCAUGGACGUGAUUGAGGUGGUGCCCGAACCUGGCCAGCCCCUGACCAAGAACAAGUUCAAGGUCCUAUACGAAAAGGAACAGAAGGGGCCUGUGACCGCCCUGUGCCACUGCAAUGGUCACCUGGUGUCAGCCAUUGGCCAGAAGAUCUUCCUGUGGAGCCUGCGGGCCAGUGAGCUGACGGGCAUGGCCUUCAUCGACACCCAGCUGUACAUCCACCAGAUGAUCAGCGUCAAGAACUUCAUCUUAGCUGCAGACGUCAUGAAGAGCAUCUCACUGCUGCGCUACCAAGAAGAGAGCAAGACGCUGAGCCUGGUGUCCCGGGAUGCCAAGCCUCUGGAGGUGUACAGUGUGGACUUCAUGGUGGACAAUGCCCAGCUGGGCUUUUUGGUGUCUGACCGAGACCGCAACCUCAUGGUGUACAUGUACCUGCCAGAAGCCAAGGAGAGCUUUGGGGGCAUGCGCCUGCUGCGCAGGGCAGAUUUCCACGUGGGUGCCCACGUGAACACGUUCUGGAGAACGCCAUGCAGGGGGGCCACUGAGGGGCCCAGCAAGAAGUCGGUGGUGUGGGAGAACAAGCACAUCACGUGGUUUGCCACACUGGAUGGCGGCAUCGGGCUCCUGCUGCCCAUGCAGGAGAAGACCUACCGGAGGCUGCUGAUGCUGCAGAACGCACUGACCACCAUGUUGCCCCACCAUGCUGGCCUCAACCCCCGUGCCUUCCGGAUGUUGCAUGUGGACCGGCGCAUCCUACAGAACGCAGUGCGCAACGUGCUUGACGGAGAGCUGCUCAACCGCUACCUGUACCUCAGCACUAUGGAGCGUGGGGAGCUGGCCAAGAAGAUUGGCACGACCCCAGACAUUAUCCUUGAUGACCUGCUGGAGACUGACCGUGUCACCGCCCACUUCUAAGCAUGUGGAUGCCACCCUGCCCCCGCACACUGCCUCCCCCCACCUUUUGUACAAAACAAGGAAAACAAAUUGUUUGAGA
Marmota flaviventris (yellow-bellied marmot) is the source of this 4515-nucleotide messenger RNA. RefSeq names its product cleavage and polyadenylation specific factor 1 (gene Cpsf1). Gene Ontology annotation, molecular function: protein binding; nucleic acid binding. Lineage: Eukaryota; Metazoa; Chordata; Mammalia; Rodentia; Sciuridae. The record is from RefSeq and is a predicted model, not a curated record. Gene Ontology annotation, cellular component: nucleus.